Saccharomyces kudriavzevii IFO 1802 is the source of this 1389-nucleotide messenger RNA. RefSeq names its product threonine--tRNA ligase MST1 (gene MST1). The coding region runs from base 1 to 1389 and encodes 462 amino acids. NCBI's taxonomy places the organism in Eukaryota, Fungi, Ascomycota, Saccharomycetes, Saccharomycetales, Saccharomycetaceae. Gene Ontology annotation, biological process: mitochondrial threonyl-tRNA aminoacylation. Gene Ontology annotation, cellular component: cytoplasm. The record is from RefSeq and is a predicted model, not a curated record. The transcript has a single exon. Gene Ontology annotation, molecular function: ATP binding; threonine-tRNA ligase activity.
AUGAAAAGUCAAUUCAUAAGACCUCGUUGUUUUCUCAAUGCCUCUCGGAAUCGUGUCUUCUAUUCCACCGUAAAGACCGCCAAAAACGCCUCGCCCACGACGCCGGCCACCAUGACAUCCAUGGUAUCUCAGAGGCAGGAUCUCUUCAUGACAGAUCCGUUGUCCCCUGGCUCCAUGUUCUUCCUUCCCAAUGGCGCUAAAAUCUUCAAUAAAUUGAUAGAGUUUAUGAAGUUACAACAGAAAUUCAAAUUUGGCUUCAAUGAGGUGAUAACGCCGUUAAUUUACAAAAAGACCCUAUGGGAGAAAUCAGGUCAUUGGGAAAAUUACUCCAAUGACAUGUUCAGAGUGGAGACUACCGACGAGGAAAAGGAAGAGUAUGGUUUGAAACCAAUGAAUUGUCCAGGCCACUGCCUUAUCUUCCGUAAAAAAGAUAGAUCGUACAACGAACUUCCCUUGCGAUUCUCGGAUUUUUCACCACUACAUAGAAACGAGGCUUCCGGUGCAUUAUCAGGACUAACGAGAUUAAGGAAAUUCCAUCAAGAUGAUGGUCAUAUCUUUUGCGCUCCUUCCCAGGUGAAAUCGGAAAUUUUCAACUGUUUGAAACUAAUCGACAUAGUUUACAAUAAGAUUUUCCCCUUCGCUAAAGGUGACACUGGUACAGCUAACAACUAUUUUAUAAAUUUUUCCACCAGACCAGACCACUUCAUUGGGGACGUAGAAGUCUGGAACCAUGCCGAACAAGUGCUCAAGGAAAUUCUAGAAGAAUCAGACAAACCGUGGAAAUUAAACGCUGGUGACGGGGCAUUUUAUGGUCCAAAACUGGACAUAAUGCUAACCGAUCACUUGGGUAAAACUCAUCAGGUCGCCACCAUUCAGUUAGAUUUCCAAUUACCCGAGAGGUUCGACUUGAAAUUCAAAGAUCAAGACAAUUCCUACAAGAGACCAAUUAUGAUUCAUAGGGCUACUUUUGGUUCAAUCGAAAGAUUCAUGGCUUUACUAAUAGAUUCAAACGAGGGCCGCUGGCCAUUUUGGUUAAACCCUUAUCAGGCGGUAAUCAUUGCUGUAAAUACCAAAAGUGAGCAACAACUAAAGAUGUGCAACGAUUUACUAAAAAAACUACGCAAUGAAGGAAAGGCAAAUGAUAUGGAGCCUAUUACUUUGAAUGAUUGGCAUUUCAACGCUGACCUUGAUAUAAGAAACGAACCUGUAGGAUAUAGAAUCAAAUCUGCCAUUUUGAAAAAUUAUUCUUAUUUAGUCAUUGUGGGAGAUGAAGAAGUAAAGCUGCAAAAAUACAACAUCCGAGAACGUGACAACAGGAAGAGUUUUGAAAAACUUACCUUGGAUGAAAUUCGGGAAAAAUUCAUUAAUUUGGAAAAAAACUACAAGUAA